GGUGUGGGAAGAUGGCGUUUAUGUGUUCCGGUCAAAGUGUGAUACUGCACCGUGGCCGGGAUGCUGGGGACUGGACAAGGAGAUUUAUGGUUGGCGGCGGCCGAAGAAACAACUCGGGUUCCACGAAGGCUGAUGUUCGGCAGGGGCUGGUUGGCCGUUCGGAGACCAGCGGCCGGAGAGGGCCGCCGGGUGCGCGCCGUGUGGGGGACGCUCCUCGGCCCUGCUCACCGGCACCGGGGCAUGGUGCCCCGAACAGAGCCGUUGCCGUGGGGUCGGAGCCGCGGCUGCCACUGCUCCCUGUAAGAAGCAGUGCCAGGUGGGGAGCAGCCAAAUUUGGAGGCCGUGCAGUGGGACGCAUCUCCCAAAUCCUUGCUGUGUUGCCCUUCUACAGCCCGGUGGCAAAACCUGUGAGUCUUUCCCCAGCAGAGACACUUGGCAAAAAGCAUCUAUCGUUGAAGCGUAGUGAAAUGGGUGGGAGCCAAAUGACUGGUGACUGUGCUCCUUGUGCUUGGACUUUCAGUGACACAUACACGUUUAAAGGGUUUCCCAGCCGUGGAAAUGGUUGGUGCUGGCAUCCUUCGUUUUUUCGAGGGGUGAUUGAGACCUACCACAGUGGGCUUUGGAUCCGGACAUUUCAACGGUUAAUCAGUUCAAAGACCUAUGCAUUGCUUCAGGACAGUAGCAGAUAUCGUUAUCAUUAUUAUUCUAGCAUGAAAGCACUACAACAAUGCAGAAUGUAUGGCUACUAUAAAGGAUCUACAUUCUACGAUGAUCCAUCCAGCUAUUCUUUCCUGUCAAGGAUGUGGUUUCCAGAUAAUUUGCCAAGUAAGAAUAAGCUCAUCUUCAACAAGCUUCCUACUAGAGGGGAUGACUAGGAAACUGUUCAACCCACCUUCAUUCCAAAGCCAAGUUCAAGGUCAUUCUAUCCUCAGUCAUUGAGCUGCAAUGCACUGACAACAUUUGCAUGUAUACAUGUCAGAGGCCAGGGUUCCAGACACUGAAUCAAUCCGCGAUAUAAAUAUUACAUUUACCACCCUCUACCAACACUGCCCCCCAAAAAUAAAUGAUCAUGAAGAAACCUUGGUCGAUGUGAAAGCACAUCCCAGGUCUCAGAAAGCACCACUUUGCAAAGGGAGACUUUCAUGGUUGUUUCCAUUGCACCAGCACAGAUUUUGGGUUUCAGAGGAAAAGGGUGAUUGAAGCUCCAGUCCUCAAACCUGGGGCAAAGGUCAUACACUACUAGGUAACAGUGAUCCCCACUGUCUUGUAUGCUUGACAGACAUGAUCUAUCUACAACAGCAACUCGAAGCACUGGACGAGUACUAACAAUGCUGUUUCAGAAAAAUCUCUAGGUCCAGAGGCAGAAUCAGUUUCCUCUUCCAGGCCAGCAGCUCCAGCUUCUUCUAAAUAAAACAAGUGACUUUAAAUGAAUGGGCUACACCACCAGUUGAAGUUUUGUUACAGAAAGAGAUUAUCAGAAGAGGAGGAAAAGGACCCUUGAACUUUCUGGAAAUCUGAUCAAUCACCACCUAAAAUUGCAGCAGAACAUUUUGGCUCCCCAAAAUUUCUUCAUUGCGGUCAUGGAGAAACUCAGCAAAAAUGAUGGAAGUGGUACUCCAUGUCCCAAAAUAUUCACUCACUGAAUUUAUCGGGCACCUCAUGCUUACCUGUGAUCUUUUAGACCCCCACCAUUAGGGAGGAGGUACUGCAGCAUUAGGACAAGGACUGUCAGGAUGGGAAAGAGCUUCUUCCCCCAGCCUAAGGGAUUACUGAACUCCCUGGCACCACCCACGUCUCAUCACGAAUGAAGUAUCAGUCACAUUAUACUGUUUACUCUUUGAUUUGUGUUGUAAAUGCACCUUAUGCUAAAUGUCAAUCUUCUGGAAUAUAUUUUAGUUUUUGUUAAUUUAUUUGUGGUAAUAUUACUUCAUGUGUGAGUUAUAUAGACUGUGUUGUGCACCUUGGUCCAGAGGAACCUUGUUUUACUUAGCAGCAUGCAUGUAUAUGGUUGAAUGACAAUAAACUUGAACUUAGGUACCCUGGAUCCUGCUUUGGCCUCAUCAGAACUUGCAGACCCUGAAUAGAAGCAAGUUGUCAUCAGUCCUGAGGGACUGCUUAAGAAGCCCUUUUACAUACUUUUUCAGUGUAACGAGGCAUUCUGCAAAUACACCCAAAUCCAUGCAAUGAGUUUGCCUGACUGGAGAGUGAAAAUAUUUCUUUACUUUCUGAGCUUCAAGCUUAUUGCUGAAAUGGCUCUCUCCUUUCAUUCCCUAUCUAAGGCCCACAAUAUUUUAGAUACUAAUUAAGGUUUCGAUUGGCUUCCUCGAUUCUAAACAACCCCAGGCUAUCAGAUAUUCCUCCACGGCUGAUAAUUUUUCUCCCAGUUUAUAAAUCAUGACAGUAUUAUUUUUGGCCUUAAGUAAAUAUUUUCAACUGGCAGUAGGGUAUUCAAGGAAUCAGAUGCUUCAUGAAUUUCCUUAGGGUUCCUCUACUUCUCCACAGCAAAGGCUUGUGGACAUAAUUAUUUUUUACUAAAUACGCAUUAAAUUUGUGGCAAUAGAGAAGGAAAAGCCUAGAAGAGAUUCACCUGCCUUGUCUACAUUACACCCAGAGAGUGUUUUAAUUCUCUGCCAGUUUACGAGUAGCAGGAGUCAUCUGAUAAAUUUAUAUUCAGUCAGUUCCCAACUUUUUCUGACAUCCCUAUCUCGAGAAUUUCUUUGAAGCAUUUGAAGAAGCACUUCCAGUUUUGCCAUCAUUAAACAGCAAAACCUUUCCACAAUAACUAACAACCUUGACUUCAAAUCUAAGUGGAAUAUUGUUAUGGAGUCAUAAUGUCAUACAGCAUGGAAACAAGUGCCUUCAGACCAAUUUGUCCUGUUCUCGACAAAAAAAAAGCCCUGUGCUCCUUGUGCCUUCUUGAUCUUCACAUCCUGGAAUAAUCAAACAAAAACUCCAGAAAAGUCAACCUCCCACACAGCGUUAUCAUUCACAUCAUUUAGACUGUAGACUGUCAGACACUGGAGCAAAAGUAGGCCAUUCCCUCAUGGCUUUAUCAUUCCUCUCCUCCUCAUUCUCCUGUCUGCUCCCCAUUAACUUUUGAUGCCCUUACUAAUCAAGAACCUAACACCUGUUUUAAAUAUACACAAUGACUUGGCCUCUACAGCCAUCUGUGACAAUUCACCACCCUCUGCCCAUAUGUGGGUUAGAAACAUAGAAACAUAGAAAAUAGGUGCAGGAGUAGGCCAUUCGGCCCUUCGAGCCUGCACCGCCAUUUAUUAUGAUCAUGGCUGAUCAUCCAACUCAGAACCCAGCCUUCCCUCCAUACCCCGUGACCCCUGUAGCCACAAGGGCCAUAUCUAACUUCCUUUUAAACAUAGCUAAUGAACUGGCCUCAACAGUUUGCUGUGGCAGAGAAUUCCACAGAUUCACCACUCUCUGUGUGAAGAAGUUUUUCCUAACCUCGGUCCUAAAAGGCUUCCCCUCUAUCCUCAAACUGUGACCCCUCGUUCUAGA
Messenger RNA from Mobula hypostoma (lesser devil ray), 3513 nucleotides. RefSeq lists its product as uncharacterized. NCBI's taxonomy places the organism in Eukaryota, Metazoa, Chordata, Chondrichthyes, Myliobatiformes, Myliobatidae. The transcript is spliced from 3 exons. Bases 12 to 875 code for a protein of 287 amino acids. The record is from RefSeq and is a predicted model, not a curated record.